AUGACACCAGGCUAUCACAAACCGGUGAAAGAAAACACACAUGUCUUCCAAAACAAUAAAACGCGAGAAGAACAAGAUGAGAAAUCAGAUGACGCAACUGAAAAAGAGAACAAAAAGCAUGAUGAAAAAACAAAGAGGGACAAAUCGCACGAUGACGAAGAAACAAAGAGAGACAAAACAAAGGAGCGAGAUGGUGAUAAACAUCAAUCAAGGAGUUCAAGGGAAAGGAGAAGAAGUAGCGAACGUGAGCGAUCGCACAAACGCGAG
Messenger RNA from Cooperia oncophora, 267 nucleotides. NCBI's taxonomy places the organism in Eukaryota, Metazoa, Nematoda, Chromadorea, Rhabditida, Trichostrongylidae. The record is from the annotation of a GenBank genome assembly.